This is a messenger RNA of Paecilomyces variotii, 674 nucleotides long. RefSeq names its product mitochondrial import inner membrane translocase subunit tim10. Bases 196 to 474 code for a protein of 92 amino acids. Lineage: Eukaryota; Fungi; Ascomycota; Eurotiomycetes; Eurotiales; Thermoascaceae. The record is from RefSeq and is a predicted model, not a curated record. Gene Ontology annotation, biological process: protein insertion into mitochondrial inner membrane. Gene Ontology annotation, cellular component: mitochondrial inner membrane. The transcript is spliced from 2 exons.
CUCGCUGAAGACAGAUUCAGAGCCCUCAAGCUUCCAUCAAGGUCAAAGACACAGCAUCAAGCUUGACAGUACGUACAAUUGAGUAUCUGUUUAUCUACAGAAAUCACUGAUUCUUAUACCUGACUAGGACAUACAUUCGCCCCUGCUACCUCACUCAGACCAUCUGUCUAAUUCUCACUUCUCCAUCUAUUCAACAUGUCUUUCCUCUUCGGUGGCCGCCCCCAAUUGUCCUCUGCGGAGAAGAUUGCCGCUGCAGAGACUGAGGUCGAGAUGGUUUCCGAUAUGUUCAACCGUCUGACCCAGUCCUGCGUUCAGAAGUGCAUUCCUACCGACUACCGCGAAGGUGACCUGAACAAGGGCGAGUCCGUCUGCCUGGACCGCUGUGUGGGCAAGUUCUUCGAAGUCAACAUCAAGGUCAGCGAGAAGAUGCAGGGCGAGGCUGCCGGCAGACAGGGUGGCAUGGGCCUCAUGUAAAGCCUCUUCUUCGCCAUGAUCACAACAGGUGAGAAAAAGUGGUUAAAUCUUACGAUGGGCCAUUUAUGAGGGGUGGAUUCAGCUGCAUCCUGUCUCACGCUUGUUUUGAUGCGCCCGAGACGGAAUGAUAUGCCACUGGUAGGCAGAUGGGUCUUUGGGAUAAUGACGUGUCUAGUGGCUGCUAAUCUCGUUUGCGCCUG